GAGAGAGAAAGAGAGAGAGAGACUGGGAGCGAACGAGCGAGCUUGCCUAAGACAGUGAAAGGAAGCAGGCCAGCUCAGACAGAGAGCAGAGCGGCAUGAGAGUGGGGCAGUGUGUGUGCGCGUGUGCGAACCAGACAGGACCAGACAGCGUUCAGUUGACUUUGACAGGGAUAUAGGACUCUGCCGGGAAGAUUUUCUCUGUAGUUUUCUCUCCCUCUUCCAUCACACCUUCCCCUUCUCCCUUCCCCCUUUACCCUUUCCCCCUUCAUCCUCUGGCAGUUAUCCCCCUCUCAGCUCCUGCUUCAAGCGGCUCCUCCGGGCAUGCUCCUUAAGCCAAAGUAUGGCCGGUUUCGCAAUGAGUCUGUGACCUCCUCCGAUGACCUGAUGCAGAGCUUAGCCAUGAGCGGCAAAGUUGUGGCCACACCAGUGGUCCCCUCCUCCUCCCCAAGCCUUCCACUGCCUCCCCUGCCUCCUCUGCCUCCUCUGGAUCCCAGUACCAGGUCCUCCUCCUCUGCUGGGGCUACAGCUCUGGCUGACUCUCCUUGCCUGGAUGGGGAACAGGAUGCUGUCACAACCUUCUGCAUGCUUAUCCCUAAAAUGCCCCAGUGGAAGUUCUCCAACUCCCUGCUUAGCCGGAGCCCGUCCAACUCUAGUUCCAGCUCUAGCAAGGACUCGGGCAAGGCAGCAGCAGCUUCUUCCCAGGCCUCUGUCUCCCCUUCUUCAGCAUCACACAGGCUAUCCGAGGACAGAGAGCAGUAG
Monopterus albus (swamp eel) is the source of this 759-nucleotide messenger RNA. Its product is annotated as putative protein TPRXL. The record is from RefSeq and is a predicted model, not a curated record. Lineage: Eukaryota; Metazoa; Chordata; Actinopteri; Synbranchiformes; Synbranchidae. The transcript is spliced from 2 exons. The coding region runs from base 322 to 759 and encodes 145 amino acids.